This is a messenger RNA of Dichotomopilus funicola, 780 nucleotides long. RefSeq names its product S-adenosyl-L-methionine-dependent methyltransferase. The record is from RefSeq and is a predicted model, not a curated record. The transcript is spliced from 2 exons. NCBI's taxonomy places the organism in Eukaryota, Fungi, Ascomycota, Sordariomycetes, Sordariales, Chaetomiaceae. Bases 1 to 780 code for a protein of 259 amino acids.
AUGUCAUCCACUCCCAACAUGGCCACCGCCGAGCACUUCAACAAGACCGCCGAAAACUACGAAGCCAUCACCGGCGGCGGCCCCCAGUCCAAGAUCCUCGAUAACGCCUGCGGCACCGGCAUCGUAACCGACAUCAUCAUCCAAUCCGGCAUCCAGCCCAGCCCGGAGAUCCACGCCGUCGACUUCGCCGAGGGCAUGGUCUCCGUCGCCAAGGGCCGCUUCUCCUCCCACUCCAACGUCCACGCGGCCGUCAUGCCCGGCGAGGACCUCGCCUUCCCGGACGACACCUUCACCCACUCCAUCACCAACCUUGGCCUCAUGUUCUUUGCCGACGCCGACAAGGGCGCCAAGGAGAUCGCGCGCACGCUUCACCCCGACAGAGUAGCCGUCAUCACCGGCUGGGCGAAGCAGGCGCCCUUCAAGCUCAUCCAGGAGAUCCAUAAUCAGAUCCGCCCCGACGGUCCGCCGUUCAAGUUGCCCGUCCCGGAGAUCUGGUUCGAUCCUGAGCAUACUAAGGCCUUGCUGACAGGUGCCGGGCUUGACGUGCACAUGGGUGCAGAGACGACUGAUGGGGUCGCUGAUAUCCUGACCAGGUUCAGCGGCAGGGCAUUUGCGACUUACAGCGAGGAGGAAAAGGAGAAAGCCGCUGGGUUGAUCAAGAGGAUUGUGCAGGAGCGGGCUGUUCCGUUUACCAGACCCUCGGGGUCUGGCGUUGGUAUCAAGGUGACGGGGACUAUCUUUGUUGUGUGGAGGAGGUCUGAGGGUGUGCCAGCUGUAUGA